This is a messenger RNA of Oncorhynchus masou masou (cherry salmon), 9436 nucleotides long. RefSeq names its product CREB-regulated transcription coactivator 1-like. The transcript has 14 exons. Gene Ontology annotation, cellular component: cytoplasm; nucleus. Gene Ontology annotation, biological process: protein homotetramerization; positive regulation of transcription by RNA polymerase II. NCBI's taxonomy places the organism in Eukaryota, Metazoa, Chordata, Actinopteri, Salmoniformes, Salmonidae. The coding region runs from base 20 to 1837 and encodes 605 amino acids. Gene Ontology annotation, molecular function: cAMP response element binding protein binding. The record is from RefSeq and is a predicted model, not a curated record.
UUGAGAAGAACAGCAAAAGAUGGCGAGCUCAAACAAUCCACGUAAAUUUAGCGAGAAAAUCGCUUUACAUAAUCAGAAACAAGCGGAGGAGACUGCGGCUUUCGAAGAAGUGAUGAAAGACCUAAACAUCACUAGAGCUGCACGGUUGCAGUUACAGAAGACCCAGUAUUUGCAACUAGGGCAGAAUCGUGGACAGUACUAUGGAGGCUCACUGCCCAAUGUCAAUCAGAUUGGAAAUAGCAACAUUGACCUGCCUUUUCAGAAUUCCGCUUUGGACACCAGUCGGUCGACCAGGCAUCACGGGCUGGUGGACCGUGUUUACCGCGAUCGGAACCGUAUAACCUCGCCCCAUCGCCGGCCCCUCUCUGUGGACAAACAUGGCCGCCAGAUUGACAGCUGCCCCUAUAGCUCCGUGUAUCUCUCACCCCCACCGGAUACCAGUUGGAGGAGGACAAACUCUGACUCAGCACUACACCAGAACACCAUGAACCCUGUGCCCCAGGAUGCGUUUGCAGGGGGAUCACAAGAGCUACAGCCUAAACGAGUGCUGCUGCUUACAGUGCCUGGGACUGAGGAGUCUGAAUCAGAUGCAGACAAGGAUACACAGUGGGAUAACAAAAAGAAUGACUCAUCAAGAACCAAGUCCUGCGAAGUCCCUGGGAUCAAUAUAUUUCCAUCACCAGAUCAGGAAGUGAACACGUCAUUGAUCCCGGCCACGCUCAAUACGGGAGGCUCCCUGCCUGAUCUGACCAACAUCCAGUUCCCCCCACCGCUUCCCACUCCGCUGGAUCCAGACGACACUGUGGCGUUUCCUUCCCUUAGCUCAUCCAACAGCACAGGCAACCUGACCACCAACCUCACCCACCUUGGCAUCAGUGCUGCCAGCCACGGGAUCACUACCACCUCUCAGCCUACCAUGACUGUGGCGGCCCAGCGUAGGCAGCCCACCCUGAUCCCCCUAACCCUCAAUGCAGACCCCCAGCCACAGCAGUCCCCGCAGCAGCUCUCCCCCACGCUGUCGCCCCCUCUCAACAUCCAGGCAGUGGCGAUGGAGGCCUUGACUCUGGAGCAACAGCUAUCCCAGUAUGCUUUCUUUAGCCAGCUGACAGUUCAGGCCCAGGCUCAAGUGCUUAAUGACCUGCAGCAGCAGGCCCUGCCCCAGGGCAUCAGGCUGAUCACCCUGGCCACCACCACUGCCCCAACAGCCACCCAGUCCUCCCCGGACAGCCAGAUCCAGACGCCCGCAAGCAUCAACGUCAACUCGUACCGCAAUCAGACAGGCUCUCCGGCCAAUCAGUCUCCAACCUCCCCAGUCUCCAAUCAAGGCUUCUCCCCAGGCUUCUCCCCUGGCGGCUCGCCUCAACACAUUCCGGUGGUGGGCAGUAUAUUUGGGGAUUCGUUCUACGAUCCGCAGCUUGCAUCUCGGCAGACCAAUGCUCUCUCCCACCAGCUCGAGCAGUUCAAUAUGAUUGAAAACCCCAUCAGCUCCAAUAGCCUAUACAGCCAGUGCUCCACCCUCAACUACACACAAGCAGCUAUGAUGGGCCUUACAGGGAGCAGCCUGCAUGACUCCCAGCAGUUGGGCUACAGUAGCCAUGGCAACAUCCCUAACAUCAUUCUCACAGUCACAGGUGAGUCUCCACCCAGCCUCUCUAAGGAGUUAACCAACUCACUGGCUGGUGUUGGAGAUGUCAGCUUCGAUGCGGACUCUCCCUUCCCAUUGGACGAGCUGAAGAUCGACCCUCUCACCCUGGAUGGACUGCACAUGCUCAAUGAUCCCGACAUGGUUCUGGCUGACCCUGCCACUGAGGACACGUUCAGGAUGGACAGGUUGUAAUGCAGAAUACUGGCUGUGGCCAACAACAAAAAAUAACCCUGGUAAGAAAGGGAAACGAGGCAUGGUGGGGGUGAAUCAUCUCCCCAGUUUCAUGGCCAUUCAGCUAUCUGAUCUCACCCUCAAGUCCUUUCAAAUAAUAUGCCAUCAAAAACCAUUGUAGAGAAGGACAUGCAAUGACUUGUUGGGUUUGGGAAGGGCAUUGCUGUCAUUUCCAAUGAGAUUGUUGGUUGGUCAGAGCUUUGCUAGCCUGCUACGUUUUAUUUAUAUAUAUAUACAUAUACACAUAUAGUUGAAGUUAGAAGUUUACAUACACUUGGGUUGGAGUCAUUAAAACUCGUUUUUCAACCAUUCCACAAAUUUCUUGUUAACAAACUAUAGUUUUGGCAAGUCGGUUAGGACAUCUACUUUGUGCAUGACACAAUUUUUCCAACAAUUGUUUACUGACAGAUUAUUUAACUUAUAAUUCACUGUAUCACAAUUCCAGUGGGUCAGAAGUUUACAUACACUAAUUUGACUGUGGCUUUAAACAGCUUGGAAAAUUCCAGAAAAUUAUGUCAUGGCUUUAGAAGCUUCUGAUAGGCUAAUCGACAUCAUUUGAGUCAAUUGUAGGUGUACCUGUGGAUGUAUUUCAAGGCCUACCUUCAAACUCAGUGCCUCUUUGCUUGACAUCAUGGGCAAAUCAAAAGUAAUCAGCCAAGACCUCAGAAAUAAACUUGUAGACCUCCACAAGUCUGGUUGAUCCUUGGGAGCGAUUUCCAAACGCCUGAAGGUACCACGUUCAUCUGUACAAACAAAAGUACGCAAGUAUAAACAAAAUGGAACCACGCAGCUGUCAUACUGCUCAGGAAGGAGACACAUUCUGUCUCCUAGAGAUGAACGUACUUUGGUGCGAAAAGUGCAAAUCAAUCCCAGAACAACAGCAAAGGACCUUGUGAAGAUGCUGGAGGAAACAGAUACAAAGUAUCUAUAGCCACAGUAAAACGAGUCCUAUAUUUAUUUAAUAUAUUUUUUUACCUUUAUUUUACUAGGCAAGUCAGUUAAGAACAAAUUCUUAUUUUCAAUGACGGCCUAGGAAGAGUGGGUUAACUGCCUGUUCAGGGGCAGAACGACAGAUUUUGUACCUUGUCAGCUCGGGAAUUUGAACUUGCAACCUUUCGGUUACUAGUCCAAUGCUCUAACCACUAGGCUACACUGCCGCCCCAGGACAUAACCUGAAAGGCCGCUCAGCAAGGAAGAAGCCACUGCUCAAACUGCCAUAAAAAAGCCAGACUACGGUUUGCAACUGCACAUGGGGACAGAGAUUGUACUUUGUGGAGAAAUAUCCUCUGGUCUGAUGAAAGAAAAAUGGAACUGUUUGGCCAUAAUGACCAUCGUUAUGUUUGGAGGGAAAAGGGGGAGGCUUGCAAGCCGAAGUACACAAACCCAACCGUAAAGCACAUGGGGUGGCAGCGUCAUGUUGUGGGGGUGCUUUGCUGCAGGAGGGACUGGUGCACUUCACAAUUAUGUGGAUAUAUUGAAGCAACAUCUUAAGACAUCAGUCAGGAAGUUAAAGCUUGGUCGCAGAUGGGUCUUCCAAAUGGAUAAUGACCCCAAGCAUACUUCCAAAAUCACUUAUGACAACAUAGUCAAGAUUUUGGAGUGGCCAUCACAAAGCCCUGACCUCAAUCCCAUAGAAAAUGUGUGGGCAGAACUGAAAAAGCAUGUGUGAGCAAGCAAGCCAACAAACCUGACUCAGUUACACCAACUCUGUCAGGAGGAUUGGGCCAAAAUUCACCCAACUUAUUGUGGAAAGCUUGUGGAAGGCAACUCUGAACGUUUGACCCAAGUUAAACAAUUUAAUGGCAAUGCUACCAAGUGCUAAUUGAGUGUAUGUAAACUUCUGACCCACUGGGAAUGUGAUGAAAUAAAUAAAAGCUGAAAUUAAUCAAUCUCUCUACUAUUAUUCUGACAUUUCACAUUCUUAAAUAAAGUGGUAAUCCUAACUGACCUAAAACAGGGAAUUUUUACUAGCAUUAAAUGUCAGGAAUUGUGAAAAACUGAGUUUAAAUGUAUUUGGCUAAGGUGUAUGUAAACUUCCGACUUCAACUGUGCAUAUCUUAUUACUUAUAUCCCACCGUGUCACAGUUGAACAGAUUUGAUCUCCUUCUGAUUUUAUUACAUUUCCGUUUUUAUUUUUUUAUUUUUUACAAAUACAUUUUGUGAUUUGAAAAGCAAAAAGCCACUAGGAAGGUGAGCUGCACCGUAUCUUUCAUGAAUACUGUGUACAAUAUUAUGAGCAACAUACAACAUCCAAGGUAUUUUUACCUUAUUAUUGAAAUGGAUUCUUUCCCUACCCACUAUAACAGCUUUAUACUUCACACUCGAAGCUUUAUUUUUAUUGACAACCGAAUGUUAAUAUUUGCGUUUAUGUAUGUUGGAUUGUUGUAUCUUGAAAUAUGUAUUUAUUGAAAUAUUUAUUCAUUUAGUUUUAAUGUCUUUUUUUAAAUUAUUGUUAGUGUUUUGAGUUCGAUACCAACAUUGCUCUGUUGUGGUCAUGUUGUACAUACUGCACUGAUGUAAUUUAUUCAUUUUUAACCUACAUACUGUAUUUAUUAAGCUACUCUGUUAACUUAAGGAGUACAAAUCCUCCCCAUAUUUGCUCAUAAGCUCUAACGAGUGCCAGUUGCUAAGACCGCUUGCUAGAUAGAAUUAGCUGCGGCCUCUCACAAUAUAGCAUAAGGUCUGCAGGUCUUUUUAUCACUUACAUGGGCCAGAAAUGGUUGGGUUUUGUCUUGUGCCAACUCUGUUGUUUUUAAGUUUGUCAUAAUUAAUGGGAAACAUGCACAACAGAUCCUUGCAUUUAGCAGCUGAUAAGGUGAAGCAAAUGUGACAAUGAAAACACUGUAAAGGCAAAUUCCCAAAACAAGAUGGCCAUAUUUUUCCUUUGAGUGUUGAAAAUGGAUAUCUUGAUUGAAUGCCUCCUGAAAAUCUGAAGGAUACAAACUCCUCAGAAACCUAUUGAACUUGUCACUGUGAAAUCACCUGAUUUUGCCUUACAUAUUGAGUGUUAUACUGUUUAAGUCUUAACUAAUGUGACAAUGUAUUUUCUUAACUUCUCGUAAGAUUUUCUUGUACUUGAGAGGACUUUUAACUCCUAGUCAGUGACCAUAUUUGUUAUGUAGUGUAAAGUUUGACAAAUCACUGUACUGUAUUUUUUACUGGUACACUUUCUAGCCAAAUUCUUGAUGAUUUUGUAAAAAGAAAAUCAAACGCUGGAUUCAAAUUUGUGAUGGAGAGUGCAAAUAUGGGUAGGGUUUCUGCUUCUUUGAAGGGAAAGAUUUUGGUAGAAAAUUGUAUGAAACAAUUACAAUAUUACUUAUAUUUGGUUAUUCCCUCCAGAUUAGGGCUGGUAGAAAACAAGCUGAACAUUCAGUUUUAUGCACCCAGUGAAAUUAGUCCCAAAAGACAUGUAGAACUUCACAAAAGUGGUUAAAAUUGAUGAGAUUUUGUCCAUACACCAAUUUGUAGAGCUGAAAUGCUUCUUGCUUUUUAUUUUACUCUAUCUUUCCCUCCGAUUCAUAUUCAAACAUUUUUGUUUUGAAAACUAAUAUAGUGGUUGGAAGUAAGUCACUAGAUUGGAAGUUGGUUAAAUUGGACGCUCUAUGGGCUGAGAUCGUUUUCAUACUCAAGGCGUUGUGUCAACUGUUUAUUUGUUUGAAGAACACUAUCAAACUUAUUUUUCAGUUCACCUUUGAAAUGUUGAUAGCUGUGUGGGAUCAUGUUUCUAUUGUACAAUGUAUUGUGUGUGUGUGUACAGAAAACAUAAAUAUGUUAAUUUAAUUUACCAAUGUGGGAAGAGGCAUAUUGCCCCAAAUAUAAUGUAAAUAUAACAAAAAAAGGAAUUAAGUAAAAAGGAAACAGUUUGUUUACUUCAUACCUCAAAGAAAUCUUGUUUUUGCAGACACGAUUUUAAGGGUUCAAGUUCAUUUUAUUCUUCAUUGCCUGUUGACUUGUUUAUUAAUCACAGACUGUUUGGCUUUAAUAAGAUUUGUGAUUCCUAUGCAAAUCAGAAUAAAACAUCUGACCAUUGCAUUAGAAUAGGAAAUAGAUAUAGAUGAUACUGUGUGUGUAUAUGUGUAUAUAUAUAUAUAUAUCACACACAAAAAACUUCACUUUGGGCCAAACUGCAAUACGCAUGUAUGAUACUUACAGUGCCAUUCAGAUUAUCUGCAAACAAAUGCUUGUUAAUUUUUCUUUGUCAAGACAAUUUUUUUGUACAUCCUGUACUGUACAUAGGCUAUAGCUGAAACAAAUCGACUGCAUGACAAAAAUGAAAGAGAACCUCAGAAAAAGGCCUUAAUUUGCUAAGCAGGAUGAUUUAAAUCAUGCUCUACAAUGUAAAACAGUGACACACCCAGUCAAAAAGGAUGUAUGUCAAUUGUUCCUAAUGAUUCACUUAAACAAUUUACUUUUCAGAGGACUGUGUUACCUCCAUUUCUGCAUAAUGCUAGCUCAUUGCUGAAAUAAGAAUGUAUUUGUGUAACAUAGUCAGUCUUGGAAUGUGUCUGUUUCACUGAUUGACAUGAACCAAAAGCAUUUUCAUUGAGUCCCUUUUUUCACCAUCUACUUCUUAUUCAGUUGAAUUGGCUGUUACUUGCUUUAGCGUCUAGUUCUUCACUGUAGCACCUCACUGUGUGUGAGUCAAAUUGUCAGUUGUUCCUAUAAUGCGAACCUAUUGAAAAUCCCGUUUUCAUAACACAUCAGAUGCCAAUUGAUUUCAGACCUCAAAGUUGUCUAACCUUGAGAUUAAUCUUCUUCUUCUUUUAAAGCGGGCUCAUGAGUUUGUGAGAACUUCCGUCAAAGUCGGAAUUGACUUUGAAUUUCCUGAUCCAGAAAGAGUUAUAGCCUAAUCAAAAACAAUGGCAACAAAUCAUCCAAGUCUAACCGGCUUCCUUGCAGGUAACUCAACUCAUAUCCUGAACUUGUAAAUUCACAUCCUUGUCAUGCUCUCCAGAAGGAUCACAUCAACAUGAUAUGUGUGGAUAAAAGCCCAAUAGUUGAUGUGAUUAUAGCAUGUAUGCUGUAAUUAGUUUGAUGCACUGAUACACUUCCUGUCAUCAAAUGACAGCCUCAAUUACUGGGCUUCAAGUGUAAACUGAGAGCCAAAGACUGCAACCAUGAUGGAAUAAGAGAGUACACAUUGUUUCCAUUCAUUUAAGACUGAAGCAUACCCUGAAUAUCUGGAUCUACAGAACAUAAGGCCAGGGGCAUGGACUCAUUUUGACGUAAGACCACUGUUGAAAUAUAGAAACUUCUGUUGAUUUUGGAGUGAACUUACACUAAUGAUCUGGCAAGAGUCAUAACAGUUUCACGAGCUACUUAAAAAUGGCACUUAUCCAGCUGCUAUCAAAUAUAUUGGCACCGUUGAACGAUUCCAUUUAUUCUCAUCAGCUGAAAUUUAAGAAAACUGUUGGCGUUAACAAGUGUUUUUGAUUUAAAGCUGCACGGGACCAAGAAACCAAACAUCCAAACUGAAAUUAAGAUUUAUUACAUAAAUGUAAAAAAUGGCUUGGACUAAAUUAUUUAACAUUUAAAUUAGUUUGUUUGGAGGAAAGUGAUUCUUGUUAAGGUUGUAAUUUAUCUCCACCUGUGGUAAGUUCCAGGUGCCUUGGUAAAAAAGAAAUAACAUUCAACCAGUUUUUUUUUUUUUUAAGAGAACAGAACCUUCUGCUCCAUUGUAAAGUGCAAGGGUGACAAUAUAUUCGACUGCAACUGUACUCCGUAUUGGCAGUAAAACUUGACUUGACAGUCGAGCUUACUGUCAGUUGCAUGGCAUGACUGAUGUUAUAAGUGGUCCCUAUUGUUGAUGCUGGUUUAUUGCAAAUGAUUCAACAUUAUCUUGUUGACUUCAGCAAUAUGAACUAUGGCUAGUUAGCUAACCUAAAUUGAGGCAUGUGCCAUCAUGACUGCCGAAUCAAGUCUAAACUGAUAUCAGUUACUGUGACUGCAUAAGACAUAUUUUAAGUAAGGUUUAUGACACGUUUUUAUGUUGUAUGUGUUCUUAUUCUGUUGCUUUUUCACUUUAUUUGUGGCCAACUGCCUUGUGAAUGUGAACGGUGGCUGUUCUGUCAAUGCUGACUGUUGUACCCUCAAGCAUAUUAUCUUUUUUUUUUUAAGCCUGUAACAGUGUGGAAGUGUAUUCCUUAUUUUGUAAUGCAAAACCAGAAAGGGCUUAUUCCAAUGCAGCUUGUUUUCCAAUCAUGUUAAAAAAGGAAUAGCACUCAAUGUAUAUUUAUUUUGUGAUGUGGACUCCUGUUUUGACAGUAAUUAUUACAAUACACUGACUGAAGUGAGCAUGAAAGGAAUUCAGCCUUGUGGGAAUUGGUGAGCAGUAUCUUGAUUCUCACUAAGCUUACUGUCACUGCCAGAGUACCUGUCCUCAUACAUUCUCUCAACUAAAGGUGAAUGAAAAGGAUAAUUAUAUUUUCUGUCCCAUAAUUUGAAAUGGAUUAAUAUAAAUCAAAAUCAUUUCCUCCUGUAGAACCGUGCAGUUGAAGUUGGGUACCCUAAAAUGCCACUUUUGGCAAGUAUUUCCAAUUCAUAAUGUAAAAAUCUCUCUUAUAGGGAAUUCCCUGGUCAGCUUUAAGUGGGUAUCACAUAUUUAACUAUUGUCCUGUAAAUCAUAUUCUGAGAUGUAAAGUAAUUAUUUGUUUCUAUGUGAAACUCCUUUUAUGUGACCCCUUUGUAAGAUACACUGAAUGUGGGAGGCAUUUCUUCUCUGUACAUAGUCUCGAUUUUGCAGAAUAUAUAAAUGAAAAAUGUCAUUUCACCAAGGUUUGCUAAGUGUGGACAUGCAUGACGUUUGAACUAUUCUAUAUUUUGUUGUCCUUGUUAUGUUGUUUUAUAUUUUGUAAUCUGUAUUUCUGUAUGUGUUUUUAAAAGAUAAUUUUGAAUACCUGUUUUUGUGAUUUUCAGUCCCAAACUUUUGAUCAGUACUCAAAGCAGUUUCUCAUGACUUCGGUUUCUGUCUAGUCAGUAGUGAGGAGAAAGUGUAAACCAGUUUUGACCUAAAGGUAAGUCUUAUAUAUUCAGUAUAUGCUAAAGCAAAAUAACAGUUGUGUGGUUCAACAUUUUAUUAAUUGAUCACAUGCAAUCUAAUGCAUAGCCCCCCCCCCCCCUCAAAAAAAAAGUUAGUCCGCUCACAAUGUAAUUCACAUUUUCUGUCCACACCCUGAUUUUUCAAAACACACAACUAUCCUCACAUUUCUAUAUUGUUGACAGAGUAGUAGUAGACAUAAAGAAAAGUCCCCUGAGAACUGGAAUUAUUGGGGAGCAAAUGUCUCCGGAAAAUGUUGUCAUUGCUGGUGGUGACCAAUAUGUCAGCCUCCAUUUUGCUGAGUCACAUCUCACAGGGUCCUUCUAAAAAAUAUUCAAUAUGGGCCCAAUUCCGAACCGAGUUAAGCGUGCUUAAAUGGAAGUAGUAAUUCCAUUUUUAUGCACUUUUCUCUAUGCUUAUUCUGACCUUGAACUUAAGCAUGAGAAUAGCAUGCUGUUCACCUGCUAUUUGUUUUGGGUGGAGAUCAAAUAAAUGAUGGUGUGUCAACAGACGCUGUAUUCUGA